Mucor mucedo is the source of this 1393-nucleotide messenger RNA. RefSeq lists its product as uncharacterized. NCBI's taxonomy places the organism in Eukaryota, Fungi, Mucoromycota, Mucoromycetes, Mucorales, Mucoraceae. The record is from RefSeq and is a predicted model, not a curated record. Bases 119 to 1393 code for a protein of 424 amino acids. The transcript is spliced from 5 exons. Gene Ontology annotation, biological process: carbohydrate metabolic process. Gene Ontology annotation, molecular function: hydrolase activity, acting on carbon-nitrogen (but not peptide) bonds.
GUUCAACAUAGGCUACGGGAAUAUACUACUUUCCUGCAUAUAUUCAUAUAUAAACUUGUAUAUUUCCUAGUACUUUUAAACAGACUUUUUUUUUAAACGUAUAUCUCUUACACAACAUAUGAAAUAUAUUGCCGCCGCUGCAGUCCUAUCUUGUCUACUUUUUGUGGAAGCAAGCCCUGCUUCUUCUUCGUCUAAAAAUACAGGUUCUUCUGUCACUGCUUCGAUGUCAUCUUUGGAUCCGCUAUCUGGUGCAGGGUAUUCUAUCAAGGUUGAUUCAGACGACAAAGAUGAAGAUCAAGAAAAUUCACCAGCUCUUGCUAUAGUUGUAGCUGCUCAUGAAGAGCAGGAAGAGCAAGAAGAAAAUGAGGAAUCGGAAGAAAGCGAGAAAAAAGAGUCUUCCGUCGUCGACAAAGAAGUAGAUGAAAAUGUAUUUGCUUCUGCAGGUCUUGUUUAUAACAAAGCAAUUGAUUUACCUGUAUAUAGACAAGGUCGAGUUAGAGCUGGAGAUAACCUACCACCUGUUCCUCAGGUAGUUGCCUGUAGAGCAGAUGGUCAAGUUGCCAUCACUUACAGUGAAGGCCCUAGUGAUGCAACCGCUCGUAUUGCUCGCCAUUUAAACAACGGAACCACUCCAGGAAACUUUUUUGUUAAUACCACAUGGUUAAACCAACAAAAAUAUGCCAUGGUCCUUCAAAAUAUUUACAAUGCAGGCCACUUAAUAGGAAUGACAUACCGCCUUCCCAAUGAAGACCCUGAAGCAAUGAGUGACGAAGAAAUCAAGACUGAUAUUAUUAAUAGUGCGCGAAUGAUCGAAACUCUAAUUCAAGUAUCCCCUAAAUACGUUCGACUUCAUUUCAGUGCACAAAGUGAUGGUAGAACUGAGCAGAUCUUACGUGACCUCGGAUUCAUUAUAGUAGGGUACAACUUGGAUGGUAAAGAUUAUGUUCAUAAAACUCCUGAAUUAGUCGCAAAUGAAUAUGAGCGCACUUUCAAAGAGUAUAGAGAUGCACACGAUUCCAAAGGUUCUUUUGUCGCAAUUCAAUAUGAUAUUCCAGAGACCACAAGUAUGGAUGCGGUGCCUAGCAUUCUAGAAACAAUUGAAUCUCAAGGAUAUACAGCUGUUCGAAUGGAUGGCUGCUUAAACGACGCUAGACCUUACAAAGCAAGCGCCGCAGGUCUUGAGUAUGUAGCUGAUAAGUUUUCGUUUGGAUCUUCUGGUUACAAAUCAGGACAACAAGUUAAGAGCAUUAUUGCAAACACAACUGCCGAACAAGAGCUUCGAGUACUUGCUGUUGAUGACGAGUUUUUAGAGAAAAGUGAUGCUUCAACAAUGCUUUCUAAGAAGAUUGGCUUUGCUUUAAUACCUGCUCUUAUUUACGCAUUCUUUAUUUAA